AUAAAUUUAAAAGAUUUUGCAUAACAAACAAUGCUGCUGUUAAAGAAUAUAAAUUUAAUUAAGAAUAUUGCAUUUUCUCAGCAAACUAAAUGCUGUCCAUUGCUAAAUCCAUCAAGAGGCUUUCAUUCAUCACUUUUGCUAUAUGCCCAGAAAGAUCAAAAGGAGAAUCAAUUGGAAUCAAGUGAUAAAAUUCGAGUUUAUUAUGGAACAUUAACGCCACAAAUAAGAGCUGUAAAAGUGUUUUCAUUGACAACAAGUAUUGUUGGAGUUUGUGCACAGCCAGUACUUUAUGAGCAAGCAGUUCGAUUGGGAAGUUCAACGCCAGUCAUUGUUGCUGUUUGUGGCUUCAUUGGAUUCUUCACAUUCAUUACUCCGUUCCUUAUACACAUGAUUACCAAGAAAUAUGUGACUGAACUUCAUUAUGAUAAGAAAAAUAGUGAAUAUAUUGCUUCUGUUAUAACAUUUUACUUGACCAAGAAGCAGAUCAAGUUCAAGCCAGAGGAUGUGUCAGUGCCUGAUAUUCCUGGAAUGUUUGCCUCAUUUAAUGUCAAGGAUAAGGAUUCAAAGAAGUCACAUCCAUUAUUCGUAGAUCCACGACUAUUUGAAGACACCCAGCAUUAUAUUAAAAUCAUGGGAUUCGACAAACCUAUAGACUUCCAAAUGGACUAUGCCGAGAAGGAAAAUACUGAAAAUAAGAAAUAAAUGAAGCAAUAUAAAUAAAUAAGGCAUUAAUGUAUUUAGCA
Chironomus riparius is the source of this 743-nucleotide messenger RNA. Lineage: Eukaryota; Metazoa; Arthropoda; Insecta; Diptera; Chironomidae. The record is from the annotation of a GenBank genome assembly.